GGGGAGAAAAUGUGUUUUUUUCCUUUAAACUUUAUUAUAGCUAGCUGUAACCGAUUUACAAAUUAAGCAUAAGCGGAUCUGCGGGUGUAUGUGUGAAAACGCUGCACACGAAGUUAAAGUUUAAGCAGAAAGUUUUGAUAGCUGCCUGCAGACUUGUUGCACUGGAGUUUGCGCGUCUUUGUCGUUCCGCCUUGAAAGGUGAGGGCGCUCCUUCCAGUCCAAGGAUGCUUUCUCGCACACUGUCUGACCCCCACAUCGACAAGCCACUUCCUCUUUGUCUAAUUUCAUGGCGAUCGGGAGAGAGGGAACACCGCCGACGCACGCACACUGUCUGAGCACUCCUCAAAGAGUUUAUUCGGGUGUAAACUAAGUUGUGAACCUGACUGGUGCACCAGACGCUGUUCUCCAGGUGAAAAUACGUGGACGUCAUUAAAGGGGCCCUGCCAGCACUUGGAUCUGUUCUUUCUGUGUCCCCGGGUUUAGACUGCUUGGUGUAUGGCUCUGAUGGACAAGCACAAACAAAUCAAGCGGCAGAGACUUGACCGCAUUUGUGAGGGUAUCCGACCCCCAAUCCUGAAUGGGCCGAUGCACCCUCGGCCUCUGGUGGCCCUGCUGGACGGGCGUGACUGCACUGUGGAGAUGCCCAUCCUGAAAGAUGUGGCCACAGUGGCUUUCUGUGAUGCCCAGUCUACACAAGAGAUUCACGAGAAGGUGCUAAACGAGGCAGUGGCCGCUCUACUGUACCACACUAUCACUCUAUCCAGAGAUGACUUGGAAAAGUUUAAAGGCCUACGAGUAAUUGUCAGGAUCGGCUCUGGCUUCGACAACGUUGAUGUCAAAGCAGCCGCCGAGCUGGGCAUCGCUGUCUGUAACGUGCCAGCAGCCUCAGUGGAAGAGACAGCCGACACUUCGCUAUGUCUGAUUCUCAACCUGUACAGGCGAGUAACCUGGAUGCACCAAGCUCUAAGGGAGGGGACCCGCGCUUCUAGCGUGGAGCAGAUCAGGGAGGUGGCUGGUGGCGCCGCUCGUAUCCGGGGGGAAACGCUGGGCAUUAUUGGUCUAGGGCGUGUUGGUCAAGCAGUGGCUCUGCGGGCAAAGGCCUUUGGUUUUGGCGUGAUCUUUUAUGACCCUUACCUGCCCGAUGGCGUGGAGCGCUCACUCGGCCUGCAGAGAAUGGCCACUCUGCAGGACUUGCUGAUCCACUCUGACUGUGUGUCCCUGCAUUGCAGCCUCAAUGAGCACAACCACCAUCUCAUUAAUGACUUCACCAUCAAACAGAUGCGUCAAGGAGCCUUCCUGGUGAACACAUCUAGAGGCGGUCUGGUGGAUGAGAAAGCACUGGCUCAGGCCCUAAAGGAAGGCCGGAUACGAGGUGCCGCCCUGGACGUCCAUGAGACAGAACCCUUCAGUUUUUCAACAGGCCCUCUGAAGGAUGCCCCCAACCUGAUCUGUACCCCGCACACAUCUUGGUACAGUGAGCAGGCCUCUGUCGAGGCUCGUGAAGAGGCAGCCAGAGAGGUGCGCCGGGCCAUCACUGGGCGUAUCCCCGACAGUCUGAAGAACUGUGUUAAUAAGGAGUAUCUGAUGGCAGCCUCUCAGUGGCCCGGCAUGGAGGCCGCUACUGUUCACCCAGAACUAAAUGGAGCUGCCUACAGAUUUCCUCCGGGGCUGAUCAAUGUUGCAGCAGCAGGUGGCCUCCCAGGAGCUGCCGCAGGCGUUGAAAGUUUGGUUCAAGGAACCCUGGCACAUGGCAUCGCCCCCGUCUCCCACCCCCCUCACGCCCCAUCCCCGGGGCAACCUACUAAGGCCGAAGCCGACAGAGACAUCCCUUCCGACCAAUAGCCCCCCCCACCGCCGUCAGCACAUUCCGUCAUCUCUGGAAACCAACCCCCGCCUCCCAGGAUCAGACGCAACCCUACCCUCCAGUACAUCGGCAGCACUAGUUUGACCUGACGUGGCUCUACAGUCUUUUCUCAGAUCACAUAACCAGCCCAGGAGUGACCUGUCCACACCACAACAAUCCUCCCCACCACCACCACCCCCCCACACCCAGAACACACCCUUGCCUCCAUCCACCGGCUCACCCACCAUCCCCUCAUCUCCUUCACUCCCCCACUACGUCAGCAAUAACUGUGUUCUCAAGGAUUCAGUGAUUGGAUUGGUUUAUUUCCUUAGUUGGUUGUUGUUUUAAUGGAAAGUUGAUCUGCUCUGGUUCUAGAUGUUAAUGUUUGUUUGUUUAAAAAAGAAGAAAACAAGAAAAAAAGCAUUUCUGACACGAGGCUUUACAGUCUGCCUCCUGCAGUCCUCCUCUGACCACUAGAGGCACAGACACAGAAUGGUUGAAGCCCCACUUUUGUACAUUAAUGGCUCAUGUUACUGCUCUCUUCCUCUUUUCUUUUUCUUACCCUUUCCAUCUUUCUCAUGAUGGGGGGGAAGUGUGUACUGAAGUAAAAGAAGAAAACAGGACAGAAUCACAAACAGUACAUCCUCUUCUCCCUGCCAAGUAUCUAGCUAACCCUUUAGCCCACUUUGGCCCUUGUCUCUCCUCUGCGCUGUCAUCAGCUUGCUCAGCAGAGGGAUCCAUAAUGCUGUCAGUGUGGAGCUCUCUGACUGUCACAGUAUGUUUUUUAUCUGCUAAACUCGUCUGUGAGUAUUAAACCCAUUAUUCUUUGUCAACUUUCACUGCUGCGAUUGUCUAGUUUUAGGACAGUCAUCCCUGUAUUUACACACGCUUUUCCCCUUUUGGAUUGUGAUGUCAUGAGAUAAAAGCUCUGAGCGUCAUAUCAGAGAUGUACCUGCAUGUCCUGGUAUGAAUUUCUAUCUCUUGCCAGCAGUCUUGAGUGGUGUGUGUGUGUGUGUGUGUGUGUGUGUGUGUGUGAGAGUGUGCGAGUGAGUGUGUGAGGUCCUGUGCACCUGGUGCCCACAGGGCCUCGAUUGCAGCAGCUUUUCUGUUUUUCAUUUCCUUCCCGGCUGGAAACCCAGCAGCAUUUCAGCAGAGGGCGCUGUCUGGCUGCUCAGAGCAGAGGAAGCUGCCUGCAGCUUCUCUCAGUCACAGUUACAGGUAACCUUUAGUGACGAAGAACACGAUGACACACUGCCGACGUUCAAACCACAGGAGGGGUGACCAGGGAUAGAUUACCGCCUUAUUGUUAAGAUCGCGCCACAACCACCCACACACCCACUCAGCCACCCACCCUCCACUAUUCUCCCACUGUGAUGCUCCAACCCUAUACAUCUGCUCAUGAAUCCAUCAAUUCCUUCAAAGUGUGAGGGGACGGUAGAGAUUAGAUUCUCCGUAGGAGCAAAUGGGACAGUGUUCUUGCAUGCUGGCUCGUUAAUGACCGUGGCAUGGGUGUGUGUGUGUGCGCGCGCGAUAGUGUGGGUUUGCGUGCGAGUGUGUGUUUGUAUGUUCCCUCACCCUUAUAACAAGCUGUUGUCGUUCCAAAGGAAUAGCCCCUAGGAGUAACUCUUAAACGCUGUUGCCCUGGUGUCAUGGGAACACCACUUCUAGUACCUCAGUAACAGAUAUUGAAUGUACCGUGCAUACCCUUUUAUUUUUUUGUACAGAUUUUCUAGAUGCAUCUUUACUAUUCUUUACUAGAAGGGUUGUAAAAUGGUAGCAGUAAUGAUACAAUUUUAAAAAAACAAACAAAAAAAGCCCCAUAAAAUAAUUUGACAAUAUCUUUGUAAGUUCGAUAAGAUCAUCGAAUACUCAGGCAUUAAAACCAAUGCGUAUCUGUUUGCCUUUACCUUUUUAUUUCCUCAUUGUGGAAGAAUUCGGCACAGAUUCAGACUGUAGUUGAUGUGUUUCAGUCCCAAUCUUACUGGCUGAUGGAAAAAUGAGAAAAAAAGAAGGAAAAAAACAAAACAGAAGGCGAUCGUUGUGAUCUGCUAGUUUUCUUUUACUAGAACAGUAGUAGUAGGUGCUGUUUUGUUAUUCAUUUAAUCCCCCUUCGUCAAGCUGCUCUAUCUAUAGUGCAUGUGAGGUAAUUUUUAAGGGGAAAUACUAUUGCCCCCCCACUCCCUCCUACCAGACCCCACCGAGUGUUUCCAACCCGAGUUGCCAUGUUUGUCGUGGUCAGUUUCCAGUGAUGUACAGUUUCCCCCCUCAGAGUCUAUGACAGACGUGGAGCGCGUCUGUCCUGAGAUGUUAGGCUCCUCUGUCAUGUGAUGAGUAUAUAUUUUUAAUAAAUAACCCCCAUAGUUUGGAUUAUGAGCAUAAUAGUAAUCUUAAUUUUUUUUGCUGUUGAUGAUGAUGAUGAUGAUUAUAUAUAUAUUUUUUUCAGUUCAUCAGUGCACUGUUAUGAAAACCGUUCUGUUUUAUUUUAAUGGAUAUGCUGUCUGUGUUCUACAUGUUGUACUGAAACAUUUCAGAGAUCGAGAGAUCCCUCUUUCCCCCCUGGGCCCCAAUUUUUAUUAUUUUUUUCUUCUUAAAAGAAAUUUGUCUGAUCCCACCACCUUUUCUCUCCAGCUGAUAUCCUGUGGGCCUUACUUACUCUCUCCCCAUAAUAGUAGCUGUUAGAGAAAUUCGCCAUGGAACCACUCACUGCCUUAAUACAGUUGACCACAGCAGGUGAAGUCAGGAGACACACCCAGCCAAAAGAAAAAAGAAGAUUGGGCCACAUUCAAGGCCUCUCCGCAAAAAGCUCCUCACACCCCAGCAGGCCUAAAUCUACUGCACCUUGUGUUUUUUUAUCAGUGACGAACCACAUUUAGCCUUUUAGCUCAUUCUGCAGCACAUCAAUCCUGUGCUGUACAGCGUUAUUUUAAAUGUCUUUUUUCUUACUCCCUGGUUUAAUAGUUCAAAUCAGCCGGGCAGAGAGUGUAUGUGUGUUGGCUAACAGAUAAGCACAGUGUGAGUAUGCUCACAGCUGAUAUUUCACUCUUGGGCGUGAGACUGCCCCGCCACCGUUACCAUCACCGCUCUGCUGCUCUUAAAAGUCUUGGAGCCGGAGCCCCGGUGUGACUGGUAGGGGGAGGACAAAGCGGACUCUGGUGUGGUCUGUUGACAAAAAGCAAAAGGAGAAAAUUAUGGUGAGAGUUGGUCACUUUUUCUCUCUCAGGGUUCAAAAUGCACACAUAUCCUCCAGCAGUCGCCCUCUGUCUCUUGUCCCUCAUCCCAAGUUUUCCGCCCUGACAAUGUAGAACAGCCUCCUGCAUUUUUUUCCUUUUCUUGUUUUUGGAAACCGCUCUCCCCUUCGAUCCCUUUGUGCACAGGUCUGAACUUUUUUUUUCUUUUACUCUUUCAUUUUUGCUUUCUUUUAGCACUGACAUCUAACCAUCUAACAAGGAAUGAAUGAAUGAAUGCUUGGAAGUGACUGUGUGUAAUGUUAAAAUUGGGAAAUGUAUUUUUACAACAUGUGAACAUUUUUUUUUUCUUUCCACUCACUCUCAUUGUGAAUUGAUUUUUGUUUUGUUUUGUUGUUUUUUCUUUCACCAGACUGCAAAAACAAAACAAAAAAAAAACAAAUUAAAAAAAAUUCUCCUGUAACUAGACUCUUAAGCUUUAUUUUUUGUUUUGUUUACUUUUUUAUUAGAAACAAUCAUGUUUGUGAUGGUAACUUCCAAUGGUAAACUCCACACCGUAUUUUAAUAAAAUCUUAAAAAAUGAAA
Messenger RNA from Oreochromis aureus, 5613 nucleotides. It is a transcript of the gene ctbp1, whose product is annotated as C-terminal binding protein 1. The record is from RefSeq and is a predicted model, not a curated record. The transcript is spliced from 11 exons. Lineage: Eukaryota; Metazoa; Chordata; Actinopteri; Cichliformes; Cichlidae. The coding region runs from base 496 to 1842 and encodes 448 amino acids. Gene Ontology annotation, molecular function: NAD binding; oxidoreductase activity, acting on the CH-OH group of donors, NAD or NADP as acceptor; transcription corepressor activity.